GUCUGCAUGGAGGACGUGAUUCUGCAUUAUCUGCCUGGAUCAGCAGACGGGCUCAGCUCUCUCUUAGAGCGAACAGAGCAGCUGCUGAAGCCUUUCACCUGUCGGACCCCCCCGGUCUUCACCCUCUGGUUUCCCACCGCUGCAGGAGACCACCGGCUGCCCCUCAGACCUGCCAAACCUGCUCCUCGUAUCUCCUCCACUGAUGUCGUCACGGUGACGGCAUGUCAAACAGAAAACAAACCACAGGGAGACAUCAGUGACGGCCUCUCAGCUGACGCCCACAGAAUCUGUGCAGAAACUCUGCAUGAAAGCCCAGAAAAAACUGGAGACACUUUCUGUGUCUCAGAGACGCCAAGCAGUCUCAUCCCAGAGAGAGAAACCACCACGCCGGAAAAAGAUGUUCUACCUGUCAGACGGUCCUGGACCAUCUUCACGCAGAGACGAGUUCUGCUGGAGCCCCUGUCCGAACGGUUCCGUCACAUGGUGUCCGUCCAGGCACUCCACCUCCGCCAGAGGGCCAAGUGGGUGAUCACCAAAGACAACUGCAGGGACAUUGAAAAAGUGUGGCGCUCUCUGAGCCGGUCCGUCUGGAGCGCCAGGCUGCCGACGUGUAACGCCAACAUCCAGAGGGAGCGGGCGGAGAUCUGGGUGUUCUGUGACGUUCUGCACUCGGAGCAGGUGGGACGGUUCCUGAAGGACGAGCUGCAGCUGUCGGGGAGGAUCAGCCUGUCGGUCCGUAAGCUGGGAAACAUCUUCAGCAUGUAGAGAAGCUCACGGUGGGAUUCAUCUGGACUUCUGCUCCUCUCCAGAUGUUUGGGUCACUGUACUGAGGAGUGGAGCCUGAAGGAGGCAGUAAAGAUCAGUCCACACAAUGAUUUGUUUAGAAUCCUGGUUUAGG
Nematolebias whitei (Rio pearlfish) is the source of this 898-nucleotide messenger RNA. RefSeq lists its product as uncharacterized. Gene Ontology annotation, biological process: positive regulation of isotype switching; negative regulation of double-strand break repair via homologous recombination; positive regulation of double-strand break repair via nonhomologous end joining. NCBI's taxonomy places the organism in Eukaryota, Metazoa, Chordata, Actinopteri, Cyprinodontiformes, Rivulidae. The record is from RefSeq and is a predicted model, not a curated record. The transcript is spliced from 2 exons. The coding region runs from base 7 to 765 and encodes 252 amino acids.